Rhinopithecus roxellana (golden snub-nosed monkey) is the source of this 4292-nucleotide messenger RNA. RefSeq names its product contactin 6 (gene CNTN6). Gene Ontology annotation, biological process: cell-cell adhesion; brain development. Gene Ontology annotation, molecular function: cell-cell adhesion mediator activity. NCBI's taxonomy places the organism in Eukaryota, Metazoa, Chordata, Mammalia, Primates, Cercopithecidae. Bases 626 to 3499 code for a protein of 957 amino acids. The record is from RefSeq and is a predicted model, not a curated record. The transcript has 22 exons.
AAUAAGAGAGAUUUUCUGAUGACCCGGCAGGAGUGACUAUCUCCAGUCAAAGAAAGAGGAGGGUGAAUUUAAUCUUUCAUGCCACUGGAAUGGCAGCUGCUCUCAGCUCUGUCUGAUUCUGUGAAGGUUGAUGAAGAUAGAGCUGGCUUUCAAUGUAGAAAGAAUUUUCCUUUUGAAUAUUCCAAACGAGAGCUUUGCACAUGUGCCUCAAGAACUGAUUGUCUAGGCUCCGACAGGAAUGCAGCAGGAGAGGAGCGUAUUUCAUGCUUAAGACCAGAGAAGAGCCACGCAGUACUCAGUGGAUAAAAGGCUUGCAGUCCCAGCUGGGAAAAAGAGUCCCAUUAUCUCCCAGCUGCAUAGACAUUCCAUACGGCUUGGUUCUGCCUGGAUGCACAGCAUGCCUGGCUGAGAGCUUGAAACAGAGUUCUGCAGAAAAAUUGUAAAGAUCCCGAGACAUUUCCCUGGUGAUGGUCUUUUAAGCCAUCCUAUUUUUACUCAGGAGCCACAUGAUGUCAUUUUUCCUUUGGAUUUAUCAAAAUCUGAGGUCAUCCUGAAAUGCGCUGCUAAUGGUUACCCUUCACCUCAUUAUAGGUGGAAGCAAAAUGGCACAGACAUUGAUUUUACUAUGAGUUAUCACUACAGGUUGGAUGGAGGCAGUCUUGCAAUCAGUAGCCCCUACACAGAUCAAGAUAUUGGCAUGUACCAGUGCCUGGCCACCAAUCUUCUGGGGACAAUUCUGAGUCGGAAGGCAAAGCUCCAAUUUGCAUAUAUUGAAGACUUUGAAACUAAAACAAGAAGCACAGUAUCUGUCCGAGAAGGUCAAGGUGUGGUGCUUCUCUGUGGCCCACCGCCACAUUUUGGAGAUUUAUCUUAUGCAUGGACCUUCAAUGAUAACCCCUUAUACGUCCAAGAGGACAAUAGGCGAUUUGUAUCUCAAGGGACGGGAAAUUUGUACAUUGCCAAAGUGGAACCAUCAGAUGUGGGCAACUAUACUUGCUUUAUAACAAACAAAGAGGCCCAAAGAAGUGUUCAAGGUCCACCCACUCCAUUAGUGCAGCGCACUGAUGGUGUGAUGGGGGAAUAUGAACCAAAGAUUGAAGUGCGUUUUCCUGAAACUAUACAAGCUGCAAAGGAUUCAUCUGUAAAACUGGAAUGUUUUGCCCUUGGAAAUCCAGUCCCUGAUAUUAGUUGGAGAAGGUUGGACGGGAGCCCGUUGCCAGGGAAAGUCAAGUACAGCAAAUCCCAAGCUAUCCUUGAAAUCCCGAACUUUCAACAAGAAGAUGAAGGCUUUUAUGAGUGUAUUGCAAGUAACCUUCGAGGAAGAAACCUUGCAAAGGGUCAACUCAUUUUUUAUGCUCCUCCAGAAUGGGAACAGAAAAUCCAAAAUACAUACCUCUCUAUCUAUGACAACUUGCUCUGGGAAUGUAAAGCUAGUGGAAAGCCAAACCCUUGGUACACGUGGUUAAAAAAUGGCGAACGACUCAACCCAGAGGAGAGAAUUCAAAUAGAAAAUGGGACGCUCAUCAUAACGAUGCUGAAUGUAUCAGAUUCUGGUGUCUACCAAUGUGCUGCAGAAAACAAAUAUCAGAUAAUUUAUGCAAAUGCUGAAUUGAGAGUUUUAGCCUCAGCUCCAGAUUUCUCCAAAAGUCCAAUUAAAAAAAAUUCAUUUGUUCAAGUUGGUGGGGAUAUUGUUAUCGAAUGCAAACCAAAUGCUUUUCCCAGGGCAGCUAUCUCUUGGAAAAGAGGAACGGAGACCCUUAGACAAAGCAAAAGAAUAUUUCUCUUGGAGGAUGGCAGCCUCAAGAUAUAUAAUGUUACCAGGUCAGAUGCUGGAUCAUAUACGUGCAUAGCCACAAAUCAGUUUGGCACCACAAAGAACACUGGCAGCCUCAUUGUAAAAGAGAGAACUAUCAUUACCGUCCCACCUUCCAAAAUGGAUGUUACAGUUGGCGAGAGCAUAGUGCUGCCAUGCCAGGUGUCCCAUGACCCCUCCAUUGAAGUGGUAUUUGUAUGGUUUUUCAAUGGAGAUGUCAUAGACUUAAAAAAAGGAAUGGCUCAUUUUGAAAGGAUCGGAGGAGAAUCUGUUGGGGAUUUGAUGAUAAGGAAUAUUCAGUUAAAUCAUUCAGGAAAAUAUCUCUGCACAGUACAAACAACCCUAGAAAGUUUAUCUGCAGUAGCCGAUAUCAUUGUUAGAGGUCCACCAGGUCCUCCUGAGGAUGUGAAAGUGGAAGAGAUUUCCAGUACUACUUCUCAACUAAGCUGGAGAGCAGGCCCAGAUAAUAACAGUCCCAUUCAAAUAUUUACUAUUCAGACUCGGACACCAUUUUCUGUGGGUUGGCAGGCUGUUGCUACAGUUCCAGAAAUUCUCAAUGGUAAGACAUACAAUGCAACAGUGGUUGGUUUGAGUCCUUGGGUGGAAUAUGAAUUUCGCGUUGUUGCCGGCAACAGCAUUGGGAUUGGAGAACCAAGUAAACCAUCAGAAUUGUUAAGAACUAAAGCAUCAGUCCCUGCUGUGGCACCAGUAAACAUCAAUGGAGGUGGAGGAAGUCGGUCUGAACUCGUCAUUACGUGGGAGUCAAUUCCAGAAGAACUACAGAAUGGGGAGGGAUUUGGAUAUAUCGUCAUGUUCCGGCCGGUGGGCUCAACAACCUGGACCAAGGAGAAAGUAGCAUCUGUGGAAUCAUCAAGGUUUGUUUACAGAAAUGAAAGUAUCAUCCCACUCUCUCCAUUUGAAGUCAAAGUGGGUGUGUAUAAUAAUGAAGGAGAAGGAUCCCUGAGUACUGUGACCAUUGUCUACUCUGGGGAAGAUGAACCUCAACUGGCCCCAAGGGGAACUUCUGUCCAGAGUUUUUCUGCUUCUGAAAUGGAGGUUUCAUGGAAUGCUAUUGCCUGGAAUAGAAACACUGGAAGAGUGCUGGGCUAUGAGGUCUUAUACUGGACAGAUGACUCCAAAGAAUCCGUGAUUGGUAAAAUUAAAGUCAGUGGAAAUGUCACAACCAAAAACAUCACAGGGCUGAAAGCUAAUACCAUCUACUUUGCUUCUGUGAGAGCUUACAACACUGCUGGAACAGGGCCGUCAAGCCCCCCAGUCAAUGUUACCACCAAAAAGUCCCCUCCAAGCCAACCACCAGCAAACAUUGCCUGGAAGCUGACAAACUCUAAAUUAUGCUUGAACUGGGAGCAUGUAAAAACCAUGGAAAAUGAGUCUGAAGUUUUGGGGUACAAGAUUCUGUACCGGCAAAACAGACAGAGUAAAACUCAUAUUUUGGAAACAAACAAUACAUCAGCUGAGCUUCUGGUUCCAUUUGAAGAAGACUACUUAAUUGAGAUAAGAACAGUCAGUGAUGGUGGAGAUGGAAGCAGCAGUGAGGAAAUUAGGAUUCCAAAAAUGUCAAGUUUGAGUUCCAGAGGAAUUCAAGUCUUAGAAACUAGCACCCAUUUUCUGUCCAUUGUCAUUGUGAUUUUUUACUGUUUUGCUAUUCAGCCACUUAUCCGAUGAAUAAAACCAUAAAUCUUUGAGAGUUUUUUGAAAGCAAAUCAUUCUGUAAAUAUGCUCUCCAGCCUCUGACACAAGACGCGUUCUUAAUACAGACUUGUUUGCAAAGAAAAAAAAAAUGUAUAUUAUUAAAAUCUUGUAAAUAUCUAUGGUACAUUAAUAAAACAAUUUUAAACACUUUUGAAUUUUAAAGCUCAUACAUGAUUACAUGCAUUCCUAGGUGCAACAUUAAUCUGGAGGGUUAUAACUGCUGUGUCUUUUAAGUGACUUAUAUGGAGAGUAUAAAUAACUCCCCUCAAUGAUGGUGAUGAUGAAUACAAAUUUGCCUCAUAGUUACUAUAGCCCACAUGCACUCCAUUUUCAUGUACUCCAGACAAUCACUUCAGUAUUUGAAAUUUUCACCCUACUUCAAAAUAAAAUACAAUUGUUUUUUAUAGUUGGGAUUCUUUAAAAAUAUAAACUAUUCCAUAGCAUGGUGUGCUUUUAUCUCUGAAUCAAGUUGAAAUAAGAAAUCUUUUUACUCAAUAAUAUUUCAAUAUACAUGCUGUUCUCAGCUCUUUUCAGAAGGUUCAGUCAUAAUAAAGGCAGAAAAGGUAUUUUAUGGCAAAGAAAAAUAAAUGAUGGAAAGUGAGCACCCACCUAAAAUAAUCUUCUAACAACUUGAUGUAUAUUAAGCAAUUGCUCAUGGCAAAGUUUAACAUUUGAACUGUUGCAUGAACAAAUCUCAGGUAAUUAUUACAAGUUGAUUACAAUGUAUGUAGCCUUAUUUUUAUAAUAAAACAAUGUGGGAACAGAA